AUGAAGUACUCUGCAAUUGUGGCCAUCUUCGCCGCUGUCUCAGCUGCCCCUGCUGCCGUUUCAAACACUUGGAGCACCUUGACUCCAACUGGUACUUUGAACGAGUCUGCCUCGGCCAUUACUUCUAUUACUGGUUCUUAUGCUCUUUCGAUCAGAACCGUCUCGGCUUCUGUGUCUGAGGGUAUUUCUCUUGAUAAGAGAGACGACCUUGUGAACCAGAUUGGCGAUGGUCAGAUCCAGCAGCAGACCGCUGCCACUACUGCUGACGUUGUCAACCAAAUUGGCGAUGGCCAGAUCCAACAACAAAGUGCCACCACUGCCGAUGUUGUUAACCAAAUUGGCGAUGGCCAAAUUCAGCAACAGACCGCUGCCACUACUGCCGAUGUCGUGAACCAGAUCGGCGACGGUCAAAUCCAACAACAAACUGCAAAGACCGCUGACGUCGUUAACCAGAUCGGUGACGGUCAGAUCCAACAGCAACAACAGCAGACUGCUACUACUGCUGACGUUGUUAACCAGAUCGGUGAUGGCCAAAUUCAGCAGCAAUCCAAGACUGCUGAUGUUGUCAACCAAAUCGGUGACGGCCAGAUCCAGCAGCAGACUACUGCUCCAAACACUGCUUCUGUCGUUAACCAGAUUGGUGACGGCCAGAUCCAGCAACAAACCACUGGUCCUCAGACCGCCACUGUCGCUAACCAGAUCGGUGAUGGCCAGGUUCAACAGCAAUCUGUUGCUGCCGAGUCUGUUGUCCCAACUCACUCUGUGAUCAACCAGAUCUCUGACGGUCAGAUCCAGGCCACUGGCUCUCCAGACUCUGGCUCUACUGAACACUACUUUGAGGAGACUUGCGUUGCUGACGACUCCUUGCUCAUUCUGAUUGAGGACGGUGAGUUGAGAGACUCCCACGGAAGAGUUGGUGCCAUUGUCGCUAACAGACAAUUCCAAUUCGACGGUCCUCCACCUCAGGCUGGCACUAUCUACGCUGCUGGUUGGUCUUUCGUUCCAGCCGAGGUUGCUGGUUUGGGCGAGACUGAGGCUGACACCAAGGAGGGUGGCUUCAAGUUGGCUUUGGGUGACCAGACCACUUUCUACAAGUGUCUUUCUGGUGACUUCUACAACUUGUACGAUGCCUCCAUUGGCGACCAGUGCUCUGCCAUUGAGAUUUUCCUCUUGAAGGCUGUGGACUGCUAA
Candidozyma haemuli is the source of this 1191-nucleotide messenger RNA. RefSeq lists its product as uncharacterized. The transcript has a single exon. The record is from RefSeq and is a predicted model, not a curated record. Gene Ontology annotation, cellular component: fungal-type cell wall. Gene Ontology annotation, molecular function: structural constituent of cell wall. Lineage: Eukaryota; Fungi; Ascomycota; Pichiomycetes; Serinales; Metschnikowiaceae. Bases 1 to 1191 code for a protein of 396 amino acids. Gene Ontology annotation, biological process: fungal-type cell wall organization.